Molecule: messenger RNA, 8745 nt
Organism: Plasmodium relictum
Lineage: Eukaryota; Apicomplexa; Aconoidasida; Haemosporida; Plasmodiidae
Product: conserved Plasmodium protein, unknown function
Exons: 1
Coding region: 1-8745 (2914 amino acids)
Source: RefSeq, a predicted model, not a curated record
AUGAACGAUAUAAACUGCCCACAUGUGUCAAGCAUUACUUUUAUUAACAGUAAUGGUGUAAUAAUUACAACAGAAAUUAAAAAAUCAAACAAAAAAAUGAAAGGGAACUUAAAUGAUGAAAAUAAUUAUGUUUUUUAUGAAAAAGAUUUAGAUCAUAUUAAAAGUGUCGUUCUUACUUUAAAACCAUUUCAUAAAGAAUUUGAAGAUAAUGUAAUAUUUAGAAUUAAAAAAAGAGAAGAUAAAUAUCGUUGUGAAUGGGUUUUACUUCUUAAAACAAUUAAAGAAGGUAUAAAAAAUGGAAAUAACAAAAAUUUUACCGAUGUAGAAAAAAAUGAAUGUGGAGAUAUAGAAAAUGAAGAAAUAGAAGAAAAAACAUUUGAUUGUAAUGAUAUAAAAGAUAUUAUGUUGAAAUAUGUAUAUUGUAUUACGUAUUUUGAUAAUUAUAUUGGAAAUUUAAGAAAAGAAAAUGCAAAAAAUAAUUCUAAAAACGAUAAUUUUAUUAAUGAAUACAUCAAGAUAAAUAACGAUUUUACGAAAAGUAAUUCAAAAAGUGAUCAUUUUAUGAAUGAAUAUAUGAAAAUUAAUAAAGGUUUAGAUAAUGACAGAGAUUUUAAUUUUGAUAAUUUAGCUAAAAAUAAUAAAUUGAUAGUGAAUAGUGGUACCUAUAAUAACAUAAAUGAACAAAAGUUAAAAUUUUCAGCAAGUCAUAACAAUAAUAUAAUAAAUGAAAAUUUAAAUAUUAUUAAUUGUAACAAAUAUAAUAAUAAUGAUAGUAAUACUAAUAGUGAUGCUAAUAGCAAAAGUAUUGUAAACAAUUAUGAUAAUAUUAAUUACGAUAUAAAACAAAAAAUAGACAAUAAAAAUAUGAUCAAUUACAAUUUAUGCAGUUCUUUAAAUAAUAAUUCUAAUUAUAAUACUAAUUAUAAUUCUUCAUCUUCUAAAGUAGAUGAUUUUUACGAUUUAACUGAUGAAAAUUCAUUAAAAAGUUAUAAUGAUGAUCAUAUAAAAUUAUUUAAAAGAUUACUCUAUAAUUGUAAUUCAGAAGAAAAUAAAGUAUUAAAUGAUUUUAAUAAAAACGUAAGUUUCAAUAAAUUAGGAAUGAACGAAAAUUACUAUACUUCACAUAAAAUAAAAGAAGAAAUAACCAACUAUAACAAAAAAAAUUUACCAAUAAAUAAUGAGAAUUCUGUUGCAGACAUGAUUGAUUAUAAUCAAAAUACUUUGAAUAAAAAAUCAAAAGAUGAGAAUAAAUUUUUGCAAAUUUUGGAAAAAAAUUUAAAUAUUUUAAAAUAUAAGAAACCAAACAUAUUUAUGAAUGAUGAAUCUCUACGAAAAGAAUUAGUUCAAUUUUUAAAAGAUAAUGAACAAGGAAAAUUUGAUGAUAAUAAGUUAAUUAAAAAUAAUAUUAAGGAUAUGUAUCAACUAGAAUAUAACAAAAGUCCUUUUUAUCAUGAAAACAUGAGCAAUUUAAAAAAAAUUUCAUCAGAUACUUUGAAUUAUUUUAAUAAAAAAAAUAACAGUAAUACGAAAUGUAAUUUUCAUCAAGACAAUGUUAACGUUAAUUCAUUAUCAAAUAAUUUUUUAGAAUUAUCAGGUGCAUCUAUAAUUAAUGAUAAAAAUAUAAAUAUAUUUGAUGAAAAAAAUAGAAAAGUAGAAAGUAAUAACUUAAGUGAUAAUAAAAAUGAUGAAAUUAAUAUAGAAUUAAUAAAAUUAUUUUUAAAAAGUCAAAUUAAAAACAAUGAUAAUAGAACCUUAAGUGAACAAAGUAAGUUAAAUGAAAAUUUUCAAAAAUUGCAAAAAAAAGGUUAUUUAGAGCAAAGAAAAAAUGAAGACAAUUCAAACAUUAAUUUCCUUUUAAACGAUAAAAAUUUUGAAGGCCAUGAUAAAUCUUCUGAAAAUAAUAGUAUCUUUAAUAAAAGUAAAAAUAUAUCUGAUGCUAAUGAAAUACAAAUAGAUAUAAAUAAAAAGAAACUUGAUUUCAGAAAUAGAAAAAAGGAAUUAAGUAAUAAUCAGGGAAAUUCUAUUCAUUUUAAUGAGAUAAAACAUAGCAAUGAGUUAAGUGAAAAUGAAAAUAAUAUGAGUAAUUUAAAAGUAAAUGAAUUAAAUGAAAAUGAAAAGAAAAAAGAAACUAAGCCAUUAAAUGCUCACUACGAAUAUAUCGUAAGUGAAAUAUUAAAAUUUAUGAUUAAACUAAAAAAUGAUAGUUCAAGUAAUAUAAAAAAUGAUAUAAAUGAAAUCGAUACGAAUCUACUUAAUAAUACCAUUAUGAAAUUUGUCAAGGAUUUAACUCCAAAUGAAAUGAAUCAAUUAAUUUCAAAUAAGGAUUAUAUUUUUUCAAAGAUAAUAAAUGAUAAAUAUGCAAAUGAAGAAAAAAAUUACUCAGAUGAUUCAAAUAUAAAAAUUCGUGAUUGCAUUUAUUUAAAUACAAAUAAUGAAAUACCGCAAUCAUGUAAUAAUCUUAUAGUGAAUGCAUAUAAAAAUAAUUUAAAUGACAAUGAUAAACCUCAUUUUUAUACUAAUACAAAUAUUCUACAGGUAAAUAAAAAUAAAUCAAAAGAGAAACAUUAUGAUGAAAAAAAUUUAUUAAAUUUAAAGAAGCAAAUUGAAAAUGAUACAAAUAACACAGUUAAUAAUAAAAAUUUAAAUGUAACUAGCAUAAUAAAAACCAAUAUGAUAAACAAUUUAAAUAAUUAUGCAAUAGAGAAUUCGCAAAAUAUUAUAUUUUAUAAUAAUAACAAUAAUAAUAAUAAUAGUAAUAAUAAUAAUAAUAAAAUCAAAUUAAAGGAGGAAAGAACAAAAAAAAGGGGUGUAGAUAGCUUAGAUAAUAAUGACCAUUUUAUUGAAGAUGGGAAAGUAAAGGAAAUGAAAAUAUGCAAAUCGAAAGUAAAAAUGAAAAAUAAUUUUAUUAAUAAUAAUGAAGAUAUUAAUCUGAUUAAUACAAAAAUAUGCGAAGAGAUUAAUAACAACAAUAAUAAUAUUCAUAAUGAUAAUAAGAAUAUAUUUAAAUUAUCAAAUGAAAAUAUAGAUUUAUUAUAUAAUUAUUAUUUGCAUGUAUGUAAAAAUAAUAUGAUGUAUUCUAAUUUAUAUAAAAACAAUAAUAAAUUAACAGAUAAUUCAAAUAUUAAUUAUGUUAAUAAUAUAAGUAAUAAUAAUAUAAGGAGUAGCAAUAAUAUUAAUAGUAAUAAAAAUAUUAAACAUCAGGUGGAUCAUAUUAAAAAUUGUCUAAAUAUCAAUAAGAAUAUUAAUAAUAAUAUUAAUAUGAAUUAUAAUGAUAAUUAUAAAAAUACAAGAAAUGUGACAGAUCAAGUAAAUAAAAUGUUUCAUAAUUGCUUUUGUAAUUUAAAAAAUCUUAAUGAUAAAACUAUAUGCAACAAGUUAAUGAAUAAUGGAAACGGAAACGGAAAUGAUAACAAAAAUUACGAAAAUUUUAUAUAUAAUUUAAAAAAUAAUCUUAAAGUUACCAAUUUGAAAAGAAAUGAAGAAGAAUUAAGUGAAAAUAUAAAAUUAAAUGAGCAAUCUAAUUGCAAUAAAAAUAACCCAGAAAGUAAUAAUUUUAGUAAAAGUAACAUUUUGCAAAUUUUCCAUUCAAACAAUCUCUUGAACAUUAUAAAAAGUAAAGAUGCGUGUGACAAUAAAAAAAUGACAAAUAAUAAUAUGAAUAUUUUAGAAAGGAUAGAAAAUUUUAAAAAGUUUGAAAACGAAUUUAAAUUAUUUAUGAACAGAUAUCAAAAUAAUGAAUUCCUAAAUAAUUAUCAGAAAAAUAUAAGUCGAUUAUUAGAAGAUUUUAAAAAGAGAAAAACAUAUAAUUCUCACUAUGAGCUUCCAAAUAAUAGCAACAUAAAUGUCAAAUAUAACGAUGAGCAUAUAUUAAAAGCUAUUUUAAUAAAUAUGAUAAAAGAAUUAUCUAAUUCAAGAAAUUACUUGAACAAAGAAGCAUUUAUUUCAAAAAGUAAUAAUAAUAAUAAUAAUAAUUUAUCUUUUAAUGAUUAUAAUAAAAGAAAAAAUUCAUUAAAUCAAGAGAAAAAUAUAAAUAAAAAUAUAAAUAAUAAUAUGAGUCAGCAUUUUCAUAACAAUAUGAACAGCAACAUGAACUAUAAUGUAAAUUUAGACACAGUUAAGAAUAUAUACAGAAAACUACUUAUAAAUAAUAAUUUAAGUAAUGCUAAUAAUUAUUAUAAUAACUAUUGUCAUAGCAAUAUUAUUAAUUUUAAUAAUUGUAGAAAUAAUUAUUAUAAUAAUAAAAUUUUAAAUCAAAAUUUAAAUAAUAUAACGAAGGGCGAUGAACAAAGUGAUAUAAAUAUUCAUAAUAACAUGUGUAAUGUUAAUAAAAAUAUUGAUAUUAACACAAACACUUACAUAAAUAAACAAAUAAAAAAUAAUAAUUCUAAUGCAUUUAACACAUUUGAUGAUAAAAAGUCUUUUAAUAACAAUAAAGAUAAUAAUAAGGAUAAUAAUAAUGAUAAUAAUGAUAAUAAUAGUAGUAGUAGUAGUACUACUAAUAAUAAUAAUAAUAAUAAUAAUCAUUCAUGUGGUUGUUUUAAUAAUAAUUAUAAUAAUUCAUCAAAAAAUUUAAUUAACGAUGAAAUUAUUUUACAUAAGGAAAAUAAUUCAAACAUAAGAAAAAAGGAAAUGAAUGUAAACACUAGUAUGACUAAUUUACGUUCCAAUAAUUAUCAAGAAUUUAACAAAAUGAAAAGUAUAGAAAAAGAGUUUUCUCAUCAAAAAACUAAAACCAAUUUAUAUGAUGAGAAAAUUUUUAAAAAUAAAAGUAUUAAUUUUAAAAAUGAUAAUAUCGCUAAUAUAGAAGGUAAUACAGCCAUUGAUUCCAUAUUAAAUAAUAAUGAUAAUAAUUUAAAUUCCAUAAAACUGGAUGAUGAUGCUAAUAAUACUGAUAAAAUUAAAAAAAAAGAAAUUUUCGAAGAAUUUCAAACAAAAAAUAAGGAAAAAUAUUCUUUUAUUUUUAAUUCAAAUAUAGAUGAUUCUUCUACUAUUUCUAAUUUCUCAAAUUGUGCACAAAGUUUACAGAGUAUUAAUGAUAUAAAUAGCAAUCAAUGUGAUAAUUUAAAUAUGCAAAAAAAAGAUGAUAUAAAAUUAACAGAAGCGUUAUUACAGAAUAAUGACACUAAUAUUGAUAAAAACUAUCAUACAAACAAAAAAAAAAAAAAAUUUUUUAUUGAUCUUAAAAGUAUGAAGCAUAGUAAUCUUAAAGAAUUGCUACUUAAAAAAUUAUCCUACCAAAAUAUGAGUAGAAAUUACAAUUCAGAAAAAAAUAAUUUUGACAACAAUUUGCAUUUAAUUAAAAGUAAAAAUAAAGAAUGUAUUUAUAAAAGUGUAUAUAAUGAUAAAAAUUCCAAUAAAUGUUAUGAUGUUAGUAUAAAAACAAGCUUUUAUAACAGUUAUUCCUCCUAUAGCUCUUUAAAUAUUAAUUUCUUUUGCCUUUUUGAUGAUAUGUAUGAAAAUUUUUUUAAAAGUGAUUUUGAGGAUCGCGAAAAAAUGAUAAAAAUCUUAAACCUUGAUAAGGAUAUAUGCUAUAAUCAGCUACUAACUUUUUAUAAAAAAAAAAUAUUCUUUGAAAGUAUAGACGAAAGAGAAAAAAAAAAUUUAUUGAAUUCUUACAAUGGAAUUAGCUUAAAUAAAAACAAAAAUUGUUUAGAUGAUAGAAAUGUUUUGGUUUUGAGGGAUUUACAAAUGAAUAAUAUCACAUUAGUAGAUAAAGAGCAUUGUUAUGAUCAAAAUAAAGAUUUAUUAUAUAACAGUGAUACAAUGCAAAAUAAAAUUGAUCACAAUUUAAAAGAUGAAAACAAUUUGAAUGCUCUUAAUUUUAAAGAAGAAGUAGAUUACUUUAAGAAGUUAAUAAAUGAAAUGGAUAAUUUUAAACAAGUAUAUAACAUUCAAUCAAACAAUAAGAAUAGUUCAGAUAUUAAAGACGACUAUAAGAGAAAUUUUAUGAAAAAUUGUAAUAAUAAAAAUAGAAAUAUUGAUAAAACAACAAUCACUAAUCUAAAUGAUAUAAAUAAUAACGAAAAUAUUGACUUACGUGAUAAAUCCAUAGAAAAAAAUGGAAAUUAUUUUGAUUUGGAAAUGGAACCUCCACUAAUUGAAAUAAAUAAUGAUAAAUUAAAUAAGAUGUGUAUUGAUAAAAAUAUUAAAUUAAACAACGAAAAUGAUAUUAAUAUUGAAAAAGAUCAAAACAAUGAAGGAACACAAAUAAGUGAUAAAAAAGAUAAGAUUGAUAAAACUUCACUAAAUAAUGCAAAAGAAAAAAGUGUUAUAAAUGAAGGGAUUGAUGAAAAGAAACAUAUGGAUAAUUUUAAAGAAAAUUUUAGUGAUCAUUCUUUCGAUAGUGAUAAUGCACAUGAAUUACUGGAAACAGUUUUUGAAAAAUAUAAUAAUGAAGAAAUACAAAAUGAUUUAACUAAUCAUAAAAACACUAUUGAGUUUGAAAUAAAUAUUAAAAGCUUAGAAGAGGAAAAUAAUGUAAUGUUUAAAUUUAUUUCUCAUAAAAUUAAUUGCAUAAGAAAUAAUAUGUGGAAUGAAAGUAUUGAAGAAUUGCAAAAUAAAGAAAUAAAUGAAUUAUUAAAAAAAGAGAGAGAUGAAAAGAUUUCUGAUGCAAGUAAUGAUAAAAAAGAUGAUAUGAAUAAUCCUAAAAAUGAUAUAUACUAUUUUAAUAUUUAUACUAAUGUAUGGGAAAACGUUGAUUUAAAUGUUAGUCAUAAAUUAUUAGCAUCUUUGCAAUUAAAAAAAAAAAUCAUAAAUAGAUACUAUAAAAAUGAUUAUGAAGAUAAGAAUUUUAUAACAUUUAGUGAAUGGAGUAUUUACAAUUUAAUAAUAUCAAAAAUUUAUAAAAAUUUAGAUAUGAAGAAAUUUGAGGAUUAUCAGCUAAAAGUAUAUAAAAUGAACAAGUUUCAAUAUGAAUUAAGAAAGAGAAACACUUAUAAUUUUGGAAUAAAAGUAGUAGGAAAUUUAUAUUCAAAAAAAAAUGAUCAAAAGAGCAAAGCAAAAGAUUAUAAAUUAAAUGAAAAUAGUAAAAAUUCUAAAAAUUCAGAAGAGUAUUCUGAUUUCUAUGAUUAUGAUGAUGAUAUUGAAGAAGAUGAUGAAUAUGAAUAUGAAUAUGAAGAUGAAGAAGAAGAAGAGGAGGAGGAAGAAGAAUGUUUUAGUACAGAAAAAGAUUCAAAACACGAAAUUAUAAAUGAGACAGAUAAUGAAAAUAAUGAUAAAAACAAAAUAAAUAAAGAAUAUAAUAUAUGGAAUCAUAUAGAUAAAAAAGGUGUAAAAGAGGAAAAGGAUAGUAAAAUUAUAAUAGUAGAUAAUGAAAAAAAAGAAUUAAAUAAUCUCAAAAAUGCAUUAAAUUCAAAUGAAGAAAAGGAAAGUUUUGAAGGAAAAGGAAAUAAUGGAAACAAAAGUAUGCUACUAAGAAGAAAAAGGAGAAGUAGUAUGCUAAAUGUUAAUUAUAAUGAAAAUAUUUUAAAUAAAAUAAAUGGUAAGAGAAAUAAGAAGUUAAGAGAAGGUGAUAAAACAGAAAAAUCUAAUCAUAGUUCCUAUGAAGUCUCAGCAAAACAAAAAAAUAAUAAAAAUAAAAAAGUGCAGAUGAUUAAGAAAAGAAUAAGAGGGAAAAGGAACUUUAAUACAAUGAGAAAUAAAAAAUCAAACUUAUAUUACUUAAUACAGUUACCAGAUUAUGCAAGUUAUAAGGAAUUAAUAAAAAGUAAGAGCGAAUGCUUACCCACAUAUAUAUUACAGUAUGAGCAAUUAAAGAAAAAUGAAUGUAUUUUCUUUAACAUUCAAAAUCAUUAUAACAGUUUUAUUAAUAAUGUUUAUCAUUUUGCUAUUAGCUAUGAGCAGUCAUUAAAACAUAAUGAAUAUCUUAAUAACACGUUAAAUAAUGUAAAAGCAAGAUUACAUAUUAAGAGAUUAUGCUUAAAAAAAAAUAUUACAAUUCGAGAUAAUAUAUAUGAUAUAUGUAAUACUUACUUUAAUGAUUUAUAUACAUAUGAUUCAAACCAUCUUACCUUUUUUUUUCAUAAUUCUAAGAAAAGUAAAAUGAAUGAAAUGGAAAAGAUGAUAAAUAAUCAAGAUUAUUAUAGUAACUAUGUGAAUGAUUAUUUAGAAAAUGAAACAUUAAAAAAGAAAAAAAAAAAAAAGAAUAUGGCGAAAUUAAAUAGUGUUAAUAAUAAUCAAAUUAAUGAACUAAGUGAGAAUCUUAUAGUAAAAAAAGAACCAAAUUAUUAUAAUCAGAUAAAUUCUUAUAUAAACGACGAUUCUAAUAAAAAAGCAGAAUAUAAAAAUUCAUUAAUUAAUGACGAAUCUAAGACAGGAAAAACUAACGAUGCAGUAUAUUCUUCAUCAGAUGUAGAUAAUAAGGAACUUUGUGACAACUUGAAUUAUGUAAACUUUUUAAAUGAUAAUAACAACAAAAAUAAUGAUUUUUCCUUGAACGAAAAAGCAAUUGAAGAUGAACAAGAUGUAGGAAAUAAUGUAGUUGAAUUUGAUGUUUUUAAAUAUGAAGACAAUAGUUUCUUUUCAAAUAUUAAUACAAGUACUAAUUUUGAAAAUGCUAAUGAUAAAAAUCAGUUUAAUAACACAAAAGAAAAUUUUCUUAAUUAUUAUAAUAAAAAUACUAAUAAUGUAUCUUUUGAAAAACAGGAAAAACGAAAAAGCAAAAAGUUUAACAAUAAAAAUAAUGAAUUUCUUUUUAACGGGAGUAUAAAUCAUGAUGAUAUAAUACAAUAUAUUGAUAUACAAUAA